This is a messenger RNA of Rana temporaria (common frog), 1194 nucleotides long. RefSeq names its product insulin receptor-related protein-like. Gene Ontology annotation, cellular component: insulin receptor complex; axon. Gene Ontology annotation, biological process: positive regulation of phosphatidylinositol 3-kinase/protein kinase B signal transduction; glucose homeostasis; regulation of JNK cascade. Gene Ontology annotation, molecular function: insulin receptor activity; insulin receptor substrate binding. The transcript is spliced from 4 exons. NCBI's taxonomy places the organism in Eukaryota, Metazoa, Chordata, Amphibia, Anura, Ranidae. The coding region runs from base 238 to 1194 and encodes 318 amino acids. The record is from RefSeq and is a predicted model, not a curated record.
CAGCACACAGGUGAGGAUCCCAAUCAUUGUAAACUCGCAGACAUUCAUUGUACCUGCAUCUAUCAGCUGAUCUGCUGUGUGUGACAUGCCGUGCACUCAGGACGCAGCAUCCUACCAUUUCUGCUAGCCUGAUGGCAACCUGAUUUUUCUCUGCAGCACUUUUUAUCUUUUGUUUUAUUGUUAUUUUUAGUUUGCAUUUUGUGAUUGCACUCAAAGGUGUAGACUGGAAGCGUGGAGAUGAAGUCCCCCCAUCUGUGUUCUGCUUUCUUGGGCUCCUUGCUGGCCAUCGUUGUUGCGUUUACUGCAAUCAGCGAAGCGACAGACUUUUGCGGCAGCAUGGACAUCCGAAAUGACGUGUCUCAGCUUCGUAAGUUGGAAAACUGUACAAUUAUCCAAGGCAAUCUACAGAUACUGCUCAUGUUCAGUACCAAGCCUGAAGACUUCCGAGGCCUAAGCUUCCCCCGUUUAACCAUGAUCACUGAGUACCUUCUCCUCUUCCGUGUCUACGGUUUGGAAAGCCUCCAAGAACUUUUCCCCAAUUUGUCCAUAAUUCGUGGCACUGACCUCUUCUUCCAUUACUCCCUGGUGAUUUUCGAAAUGCCACAUCUGAGGGAAAUAGGGCUUAUUAGCCUCACCAACAUAGUGCGAGGGGAAGUCCGCAUUGAACGUAAUCAGGAGCUCUGCCACAUUUCCACUAUCGACUGGUCGCUGUUGUCUGAGAAUGUGGAAAACUACAUUGUGGGCAACAAACCGUUAGAGGAAUGCACUGAUGUCUGUCCUGGGAUCCUGGACUCCUCCUGUGUGAAGACUGUUAUCAAUGGUGUGGAGGAGCCUCGCUGCUGGACAUCUCGAAACUGCCAAAAAGUGUGUAAUUGUGGCAAUGAGAUUGCCUGUACCAGUACCGGGGAAUGUUGCCACAGUGAAUGUCUGGGAGGAUGUAGUAAGACUGGAGACAGUCAGGCCUGUGUGGCGUGUCGAAACUUUUUCUUCAAAGAAGAGUGCUUGCCUUCAUGUCCGGCCAAUACAUACGAGUAUGAGGGCUGGCGUUGCAUCACAUCAGAGUACUGCGCCAGUCUGCGGAAAGUCUCAGAGAACCCACGGGAGUCUUCCAAGUUUGUCAUUUAUGAGAACCGUUGUCUUUCAGAGUGUCCACCAGGAUACACCAGGAAUGAGAGCAGAGCCACUCUUAAGUAG